AGCUUCUAGGGCGUGCUAGAUGACGUCCGGUUAUUGGGCAGGUAGGCAGAGUUGGCGAGGCUUAUUAUUCUGGAAAUGUGUUUUCUCGGAAUGCGCCUGCCUCCUCCCUGGUUGCUGACGCGCAGUCGACCAGGUUCAUGGAUAAACUUCGGGGAAAUCCACAACCCGCCACCACGACGAUGGAGAUAAACUCCUAUCCCACAGUACCACGUGCCUACCACCUGAAGCUAAGAUAGCUUAUCACUCCUCCUUCCACGACAAUCCUCAGCCCACAGAGUAUAGACAUUGCUGCAUAGAGUGCCAGUCGCUAGAUCGCCGCGCUGAGGAGCUAUUGUCAUGUUGGACACAUUCGAGAUAUUGACGACCUCAGGGGUCGUCCUCUGGUCGAGGAGUUAUGCGACAGUCAGCCCCGCCAUCAUCAACAGCUUCAUCGCCGACGUCUUCAUAGAGGAGAAAAGCACCGCUGGCCUCAAGGGUGGCCAAUCCGCCUCAAGCAAUGCCCCUUACAAGUACGACCAACACACUUUACGAUGGACGUUUGUCAAGGAGCUCGGCGUUAUAUUUGUGGCCGUUUACAGAUCACUGCUCCAUCUCUCCUGGAUUGACAAGCUUGUCGACAACAUCAAGACCAUCUUUGUCAAGCUGUACGGCGACCAGUUGACGAAGCCGAACACGACCAUCGUGGAAUGCCUCAACUUUGACGAGUACUUCGACCAGCAAUUGCAGGAGCUGGAGAAUGCGGGGUCCAAGGGUGACACGAAGGAACUCCGCACUUUGGAGGAAGGGGCAAUAAUAUCUGGCAACCUGGGUGACGAGCCUCCUGCUCCGGGGCUGAUAUACAGAGGCGCAAGGCACAAUGGCGCCGAGGAGGACCUGCCAGCCGAGGCGGCGCCGAUAGUGACGCCCGAUAUGUCCCGGCCGUCCACGCCGGGCCGUAAUCACUUGCUAGUUGCCAAGGCUCACCCCUUGGCAAAAAUGUCGAGGAAGGCGCGGAAGGCCCAGCACAACGUCUCUGCACCAGCAUCUUCGGGGGACGAAUCGCCGGCGCGGAAGGCCAAGACUGCCAAAGCGGCGAAGAAAGGUCGGAAGUGGGACGCGGACGGGCUCGCCGACGAAGACGACGGUGUUCAGUUGGACUACUCGGGUGCGAACGCCGGGGUGGGCGACAGCGAUGUCGAGCCAACGGGCCGCGCGGCCUUGGAAGAAGUAGACUCUUCCACGUGGGGCUCUAAGUCGAAGGGAAAGUUCGUGCUGAAGGAUUUGGACGACGAAGUCCACUCCAUUCUGGCUUGCGCAGCAGCCAAGAGCACCGCUAACAAGGCAGAGUCUUCUGGCGGUCUUGUUGGCUCCGGCCUAAGUGCGAUCGGCAGCCUUUUCAGAAACGUCGUCGGCGGCAAGGUUCUAACCAGAGAGGACCUGGACAAGGCUAUGAAGGGGAUGGAAGACCACUUGUUGAGAAAGAACGUGGCCCGGGAGGCUGCGGUACGGCUAUGCGAGGGUGUAGAGAAGGAACUUGUUGGAGUUAAGACGGGGAGCUUUGAGAGCACCAGUUCGAGGAUACAAGCUGCGAUGGAAGCAUCCCUCACCAAGAUGCUCACCCCCACAUCCUCCCUCGAUCUCCUGCGCGAUAUCGACUCCAUCACAGCCCCGCCAGCAACAUCACUACGCAAGCGCCGACCGUACGUCAUGUCGAUUGUGGGAGUCAAUGGCGUGGGCAAGUCCACCAACCUUUCGAAGAUCUGCUUCUUCCUCCUGCAAAACAAGUACAAAGUCUUGAUUGCCGCGGGGGAUACUUUCCGCUCCGGGGCUGUCGAGCAGCUGGCGGUCCACGUGCGAAACCUGAAGGAGCUGACGGUCCGGGAAGGCGGCCAGGUCGACUUGUAUCAGAAAGGCUACGGCAAGGAUGCAGCGACGGUGGCUAAGGAUGCCGUUACCUUUGCCACUCAGGAAGGCUACGAUGUAGUCCUCAUUGACACCGCUGGCCGGCGGCAUAACGACCAGAGGCUCAUGUCGUCGCUCGAGAAAUUCGCCAAGUUCGCUCAGCCGGACAAGAUCCUCAUGGUUGGCGAGGCGCUUGUGGGCACUGAUUCGGUUGCCCAGGCAAGGAACUUCAACGCCGCCUUUGGAUCUGGCCGUUCCCUGGAUGGUUUUAUCAUCUCCAAGUGUGAUACGGUAGGGAACAUGGUCGGCACUCUCGUGAGCCUUGUCCACGCCACGAAUGUUCCUGUACUCUUUGUUGGUGUAGGGCAGCAUUACUCGGACUUGAGGAACUUCUCUGUCAAAUGGGCGGUUGAGAAGCUCUUGAGUAAUAACUAAUAAGAUAUCCAUUGGUCGAUGGAUGCAUCUAUUUUGUACCUCACCUGCUAGUGACUUGGAUCCAAGUCCACACCCUGUACUAAAAUCUUAAAUGAAGUUACAGCUGUAAGAUCGGUGAUUGUGUUGAACCCUCCUUCAACCUCUCCUCUGAUACUGAGAGCAAGAAUUGAGUUUCGCGGUUAAAGCCCGCCAGCUCGUCGGUUAAAUGGAUUCCCACCUGUGAGAUAGAACUACCAGUGCUGCUAGUCAACCACUAGUCACUGCAACGGAUUCGACUACCGCAGUACAUAGCACAGGUAGAUAUAUAAGGCCUCACUAUGGCCGUUGCCAAGACUAAGAACCAACCAUACCUCCUGUGCCAACCUGAGACGACCUCCCGUAUAUCACGAAUUCGAGUCCGGUCUACGGGCUCACCCUUCCCUUCCACCCAUGGACCCCCUCUACCUCAAGACCGCACCCCCCCUUGACCCAGAAUG
Molecule: messenger RNA, 2792 nt
Organism: Phialemonium atrogriseum
Lineage: Eukaryota; Fungi; Ascomycota; Sordariomycetes; Cephalothecales; Cephalothecaceae
Product: putative signal recognition particle receptor subunit alpha protein
Exons: 3
Coding region: 337-2316 (659 amino acids)
Biological process (GO): SRP-dependent cotranslational protein targeting to membrane; intracellular protein transport
Cellular component (GO): endoplasmic reticulum membrane; signal recognition particle receptor complex
Molecular function (GO): GTP binding; GTPase activity; ATP hydrolysis activity
Source: RefSeq, a predicted model, not a curated record